This is a messenger RNA of Balaenoptera ricei (Rice's whale), 1730 nucleotides long. It is a transcript of the gene HRAS, whose product is annotated as HRas proto-oncogene, GTPase. The transcript has 5 exons. Gene Ontology annotation, cellular component: plasma membrane. Gene Ontology annotation, biological process: Ras protein signal transduction; cellular senescence. Lineage: Eukaryota; Metazoa; Chordata; Mammalia; Artiodactyla; Balaenopteridae. Gene Ontology annotation, molecular function: GDP binding; GTP binding; GTPase activity. The coding region runs from base 916 to 1485 and encodes 189 amino acids. The record is from RefSeq and is a predicted model, not a curated record.
GCCCUGUCUUCCGGGGCCCCACAAGUGCGCUGGGUGUCCCCGAGCGGAGGCCCGCCCGUGACCAUAGCGCUAGGCGGGGUCUCCCACCCGCCAGAGACGCAAGGACUCCUGCGAAGAGCUCGGGCACCGGGCGGCCAUCACAUACACCAGACGAAUCUGAGGUUUAGGCAGUCACUGCCCACUGUCCCCACAAGGGCAUCCCUUCUUUAAGCAUCACAAAUUGGGGGCACCCCAGCUAGAGGCCUUGGCCCCAGGCCGUUUUCCUUUCUCACCUGUCUCCUUAUUUCCGCACCUCCUUUGGGUCUUUUCCUGUGAUCAGCUUCUGCUUCCUGGAGCCCUGGCCCCCUGCCCGCCUCCUCACCUUCCUUAUGCUCUCCAAAAUUCUUCUGGUAGUGGGGCCCCGUGGGUUUCCCUUUAUUUUUCCAUUAUGUGGAUUUUUUGUUUGGAGCAUAGCCCGAACCCGCCAAGGCAGGGGUACUUUCUGUCUGCUCGUCAUCUUGUGCCUGGAGCAGUACCUGGCAUGCAGUAGGUGCUCAGUGAAUACUUGCCAGAUGCACCAGCAUGCCCGGGGGUGGGGGGGCCUGGAGCCGGUUGUCGGCUGCCACCAGCCUGUCCGGGCACGCUGCUGUGCCCGCCACUGUGGCAAGGCCUGUUCUCAUGGGGGCGCUGGUAACCUCAGCCCACGGCGCUUCCAGUUCAGGCUUCUUGCCUACCCAGCAGCUUCUAAUUCGGGUGCAUGCUUGGGAGACGCUCUCAGCUGUCAGCCCUGCCUCUGGGGGGCCGGCUCCCUGCUUCUCUCACACAGUCAUUAAAUGCAGCUGGAGGCAGGACCCCCUUCCCACCUCUGGGCUGGAGGUGCCACAGGUGGGACAGGCGACCACUGCAGUGCCUUGUGCUGUGGUCCUUUGAGGAGCAAUGACGGAGUAUAAGCUCGUGGUGGUGGGCGCCGGAGGCGUGGGGAAGAGCGCCCUGACCAUCCAGCUCAUCCAGAACCACUUUGUGGAUGAGUACGACCCCACCAUAGAGGACUCCUACCGGAAGCAAGUGGUCAUCGAUGGGGAGACUUGCCUGCUGGACAUCCUGGACACGGCGGGCCAGGAGGAGUACAGCGCCAUGCGGGACCAGUACAUGCGCACCGGGGAGGGCUUCCUUUGUGUGUUUGCCAUCAACAACGCCAAGUCCUUCGAGGACAUCCACCAGUACAGGGAGCAGAUCAAACGGGUGAAGGACUCGGACGACGUGCCCAUGGUGCUGGUGGGGAACAAGUGUGACCUGGCCGCGCGCACCGUGGAGUCUCGGCAGGCCCAGGACCUCGCCCGCAGCUACGGCAUCCCCUACAUCGAGACCUCGGCCAAGACGCGCCAGGGCGUGGAGGAUGCCUUCUACACGCUGGUGCGCGAGAUCCGGCAGCACAAGGCGCGCAAGCUGAGCCCGCCUGACGAGGGUGGCCCGGGCUGCCUGAGCUGCAGGUGCCUGCUCUCCUGACAGCGGCGUGGGUGUGGGGUGUGGAGGUGCCGGAUGAGACGCGGGCUAAGGAUGCAGGGAAGGAAGGAAGUGCCGCCAGAGCCUGGCCCGCCCAGGUCGGUGGACAGAGUGACCGCGGGCCUCCCGGGACGCUUUGCACAGACUGUCAUGAACUGACGCCGGCGGCCCCCAGUUGUCACUCUUCUCCAGCCCUGUCCUGGCCCACUGGCACAGGCUGAGUCGCAGUAAAUUAUUUCAUGUCUUGA